Ordospora colligata OC4 is the source of this 465-nucleotide messenger RNA. Its product is annotated as transport protein particle. Lineage: Eukaryota; Fungi; Microsporidia; Ordosporidae. Bases 1 to 465 code for a protein of 154 amino acids. Gene Ontology annotation, cellular component: TRAPPI protein complex; TRAPPIII protein complex; TRAPPII protein complex. The transcript has a single exon. Gene Ontology annotation, biological process: endoplasmic reticulum to Golgi vesicle-mediated transport. The record is from RefSeq and is a predicted model, not a curated record.
AUGCCAAAAGAGAUUCCUCUAUCGACGGUUUCGUAUUUUAUCUGCGGUAUGGUUGAAUAUUUCAUGGAAAAUGCAGAUGACACGGAGGAAAGGCUCAAGGAGAUUGGGUAUGAAGUCGGAAUAAGAAUGCUCGAAGUGUACAGAUUUGAAAGAGAGGUUCACAUUCCAACUCUUCUGUAUCGAGUUGCAUUUGAUUUACUUCCACACGUCAACAAUAGCGAUAGGAGGAUAGAGAAAAGCAAUACGACUGAUGGGACAUAUAUAAUAAUGGACAUGGACGGCAUCUUUUCAAGAUUCAUGUCUGUGCCGCAGAGCUGGGAUGCUUUUUGUGCAGACUCGGUGGUUUGUGGACUUUUAGAAGCAGCAUUUACAGCAUCUGGGCACCAAGCAGAUGUUGUUGUGUUUCCACGGCCUACUGAAAAAUAUCCAAACAGAGUUGUGUUCCAGAUAAGCUGUUUGAAAUAG